GACUCCAACACGGGAGCAGAAGUGAGCGGUGAACCGGUGUCGCGCUGCAGCGGUGACAGACACGGAUAGCGCGCUGUCUAUGGAUUAACUUGUCUUUUCAUCGGACUUUUUAUGUUUCACGAGUAAAGGAUCUUCCCCUCUGCAAUGUUAAAAGAUCCAACCAAAGUGUUCUCCUUCCCCCUUGUGGUGACUGGUUUCGUGUGAGGACGGGGCUGAGCGAAGGCAACCGGGGAUUCAGGCCCAAGGGCCAGGGGAUCAGGACGGCAUGCUUGCAGCCAUGCUGCGCCAGAGCUCUGGCGGAGGAUCGGGAGCUGGCGGAGGCAGCAGCACUGGCUUUGGUGGAGCCAAACUUUCUCUAGGCAUCUCCCGGCUCUCCAGCUCCAGUUUGGGCUCGGGUGGCCCUGCUAGGGCCCCCAAGAGUGGUCAGGACAGCAUUGACAACCCAGAUGGCCCCAACUCGGAUCCAAACUACAUCAUGCAGCUCGUCAGCGAUGUCCGCAAGUUUGCUGAUGUGCUCGUGCAGCUCAAAGAGGUGUUCAACUCCAAAGAGCACCAGGAGUGCCUUCAUCACGCGGUCCACGAGAGGCUGGGCGAGUUGCUGCGGGUCCUGAAGGCCAUUAUCAGCAAACACCAGAGCCUCAACUCUGUGGAUAUCCUCAGCACAGCUGGAACCGUCAUCGCCACGGUCAAAGGUGUGAACUUUAAGGAGGUGAACGAAGAGAACAAGCAGAAACUUUUCGGAGACAUCUACACUGCUAUCGACACGUUGGCAUUCACAUUUGGCAAUGUAGUGUCUGACUUCCUUAUGGGAGAUGUAGAGAAUGGAUCGGUGUUGGGGCUCCCCCUGACUAAAAGAAGCAGGUCUUUUGAGAACCUCUCUGUGGAAUCUGGAGGAUCCGGUCCUGAGAAAGAUGAUCCGCCAGGGCCGUCUCCCCCGGUUCGAGCCGAGGAGGUGGACAGGACGCUACAGCGGCAGGACAGCGGGGUCGAGUCUGCGCUGCUCUACGCCAAAGCCUGGUCCAAGUACACCAAGGAGCUGCUGGCGUGGGUGGAGAAGCGGCUCAGCAUGGAUAUUGAAUGUGCAAAAAGUUAUGCCAAAAUGGCUGAAACUGCCAAGACUCUUGCAAGUCAACAGGAGUUCAUGCCGUUUCAUGAGAUCUACAUGACGGCUUUCAAAAAUGACAUUGAAUACAGUCAGCUGGUGCUUCACACUGCAGCCGUUCUCCAAAGCAACAAGUUCAUACAGCCUCUCCUGGCCAGAAAGAACGAGCUGGACAAACUACGGAAGGAGGUCAAGGAGCAAUGGCAGAGAGAGCAAAAGAAAAUGCACGAAGCGGACAGCGCUCUGAAGAAGGCUCGGCUGCUGCAGGCCCAGCGGCAAGAGGAGUACGAGAAGGCCAAGGUGGCCACCAGUCGUCUGGAAGAGGAGCAGAGCGCGGGAGCAGGGGGGCCGGCCACGGCCAAACAGCUGGAGAAAAGACGCAGGCUGGAGGAGGAGGCUCUGCAGAAGGCUGAGGAAGCCAGAGAGCACUGCAAAUCCUGUCAGAUCGACGUCAGUGUGAAGAGAGUUGAACUUGCCAACACCAAGAGUGAGAUCAUCACUCAGAUCCGGAAGAUGGUCUCCCAGUGCGACCUCACCCUAAAGGCUGUGACCGUCAACUGGUUUCAGCUCCAGCAGGCGCAGGUCGUGUCUCUGCCCGUCAACCACCAGAGUCUCUGUGAAAACGGCAAACUGUAUGAACCUGGCCAGCGCUACAUCGACUUCGUCCGGAGUUUGUCCACCAACGGUCCUCGUCAGGAGUCCCACUCGUUGGAUUCACCAGUCACGCAAAACACAGGGCUGCUUUUCAACAAGCGCUCGCUGACCGGCAGCCACUCCUCCCACAGUAACCUGUCGCAGGCAUCGGUGAGCUCGGACAUCCUGGGUGGAGACGAUACGGACGGCUCCGUCAAUUCCCAACAUGCCAAGGUUGCAGAAAGACGGUCAAACGGUAGCUCCGAUAUCCAAGCACUUCGGGUUCAGGGCUCGUCUCGGGCCUGGGGCUCGGCCAGCCUGGGCGGGGGGAUGUGCAGCGACUCAGAAAGUGCAGGAGGAAGCAGCGAGUCCAGGUCCAUGGACUCGCCCACAGCAAGUCCUGGGGACUUCAAAAGGCGAUUACCCAGAACCCCCUCCACGGGCACCAUGUCGUCUGCUGAUGACCUGGAUGACAGGGAGCCUCCGUCACCCUCCGACAUCGGUUUAAAUGAGAUGGUGAUCGAGACCGCCAGCUCCCCAGGACCCUUUAGAAACACCCUGAUGUCCAAGGCGGCUCAGACCCACAAGCUGAGGAAGCUUCGAGCGCCAUCCAAGUGCAGGGAGUGUGACAGCCUGGUGGUGUUUCACGGAGCAGAGUGCGAGGAGUGUUCCCUGGCCUGUCAUAAGAAGUGUUUGGAAACUCUGGCCAUACAGUGUGGCCACAAGAAGCUCCAGGGGAAGCUCCACCUCUUCGGCAUCGACUUCACGCAGGCGGCGAAGAACAGUCAAGACGGCAUCCCCUUCAUCUUACGGAAGUGUACGUCGGAAAUCGAGAACAGAGCGCUCAACAUUAAGGGGAUCUACCGCGUGAACGGGGCCAAGUCUCGGGUGGAGAAGUUGUGCCAGGCGUUUGAGAACGGGAAGGACCUGGUGGAGCUGUCUGACAUGUAUCCCCACGACAUCAGCAACGUCCUCAAACUCUACCUGAGACAGCUUCCGGAGCCUCUCAUCCUGUUCCGUUACUAUAACGACUUCAUCGGUCUGGCCAAGGAGAGCCAGGGCAUCAUCGCGGAGGAGCUGGAAGCGCUGCGGCUCAGUCCCAGCCCCGCGAGCCCAGCUCAGUUCAGCGUCGAACUCAACCGAGUGCUGUUCAAGGUCAAGGACCUGCUAAGACAUCUGCCUCCAGCUAACCACAAGACUCUGCAGUUCCUCAUAGAGCACCUGCACAGGGUGACGGAGUGCUCAGAGGAAAACAAGAUGACAGCCAGCAACCUGGGCAUCAUCUUUGGCCCCACGCUGCUCAAGCCGAGGCAGGCAGAUGCUGAGGUUUCCCUCUCCUCCCUGGUGGAUUACCCCUACCAGGCUCUCAUCGUGGAGCUCCUGAUCAGACACUACCAGAUGGUGUUCGACACCCCGCUCAGUCCUCUCAGCAGCACCUCGCCCACAGAAGUGGAUGCCCAUCACCGCCCAGAAACCCGCCAAGAGAAGGAGCAGCAGCUGAGCAGGCACUCCAGGUCGCUGGGAGACAUCAAAGAGCAGAGCUCUAAGGUGUUUAAGAGACAUUCCUCCGUAAUUCCUUCUUCACACUUACUGGCAGAAGUUCAGGAAACUGCUCCGAGCCUUGAUGGAAGUGACUUUGAACCUGCUGAUGAAACGGACUCGGAGACGCCCAAUGGGGUUUUGUCGUCGUGUGUCGCCGAGGCGCGGAAACCGGGUGAGAGAGGCCUGUGCCGCUCUCAGCACGUCACCGUCACCAGGGUGCAGCUUCGACACCCUCGCAACAAACUGUCGUCCCGGCCGGUGAGCCUGCCGGCCGAGCGGGUGCUCCACCGGGGAAACUCGGACGAGACCAACGCCUGCAGCGGCCCCGACACGGAUGACAAGAAGCGGGGAAGUUGUCACCACUCCAUCGAAGAGGUGGAUGAGACCGAGAGUGCGAAAUUGCGAGUCGGCACGCACUACCGGAGUACUUUCAUUGACACGCAGACGUUGCGCAGGACAUGGGACAAACAGUACAAGCACGAGGUCGCCUCCAGAGCCGUCAGACUGGCGGCCAGUUCGCCCACAGAGAGUACGGCAGCGGACGCCAACAGCUUAUCAACUUCUGUGCCAUCAAGCUUGUCCCUCGGCUCGGCGGGGAGCAGUAUUAGCACCAUCUACCCCAACAGACCUUACACGGUUGCAGUGCGGCCGAGCAGGACUUUGAGACGGGAGGACAACAUAAAUAAUUACAGCACUGUUGCAACUGCUUUCAGGGCUCCCAGGACUCUCCAGCCUCCCCCAGGAACUUUCUACAAGCCCCCGACGGGGAACAAAGCUAAAGCGCUGCAGAACUGUGUCUUAACCAACAGUGCUGAGGAGGAAGACGAGGACGAGGAGGAGGAUGAGGAGGAGGAGGAGGAGGAGGAAGAGCUGGGGAUUGAGAUAGAGGUGUCGGUGGAUGAGCCUCUUGAAGAGGACAUGGAUGUGGAGCAGGCCACCAUGUCUCAGUCCCCCAGUUCCAGCCCUGAGGAACUGGGCCAAAACCAGGCCAAACCAGUGUACCCGAGACUAAGACCCAGACGCCUGCAAGAGGUGGAGCACAGAGAGGCUCAUUUUGUUUGAUCCACUGAAGGUCGCGGGUUGUCGUGUUGCUAUCUGAAACAGGUCGAAUGUGAACCGUGUGCCAUGUUGUGUAGAAACGAACCUAAGAAGCGUCUGCAGUGACUCUGCACAAGAGACAGCCAGACGUACGGCCGCUGGUACUCGGUGUAGGACUUCUGUACCUGCUCUUGUACAUUUGAUCCUCAGAAGGCAAACAGGAUGCACUUAAAAGUAUUUUAAAAAACAAUAUAUUUUCAAGAUAAUUCACAAUUCUUUACCAAUCACAUACUCAGUACACUUGGCACCUCAUAGGAAUAUUUAUCUUUUUUUUUUUUUUUUUAUGAAACUGUGCAAUUACAUUUUUGUUUCAUAUUUUGUACAAAUUUAUGUUUAUAUACCAAAAAACUAUGUUUGAGUUGUUACUUUAGUGUUUAUACUGUAGCUACAAUAUAUAAAGAGCGAAUCGGUGCACUUACCUGACAUCAAUACUCUUCCAUGGUUUUCGUUGGAGUUGUGUCGUACCUACUGUGAGUAAGAGUGUUUUAAACUGUUACAUGUAGGUCAUUAUUAAUUGUUUUUCUAACUCGUCUGUAAAGAAAUGUUAUGGCCUUUAUCACAAGAUGUUCUGGACGUCUGUAAUGAAAAAGAAACUGCAAAGGUUACCCACGUGUUUUUAUAAUGUUGUCAACUUGUCUUAAAAGCUUUUCCACAUGCCUGUGCUUUCUAUCCUGGCAUUUCUUUUUGUACAUUUUAAUAUAACAUUUGAAUUUCUUUAAUAGCCAAAGCUGUUUUUACACCUUUUAAGUAGUCUUAUCAAUAACCUAAAUCUUACAGGUUUAUUUUGUAAGUAAUAGGACGCAAAUCAUUUAUUUAAAUAGUACUUGGUUUUCAUGGUGAUGUACAAGGCUGACAGACUGUUGAAAGGUUUCCGUGUAAGAAAACGGGUACAUUAAAACAAACACCCUUUUGUAAGUUAUUAAAAUAUAUCCAACAACUUGA
Cololabis saira (Pacific saury) is the source of this 5317-nucleotide messenger RNA. It is a transcript of the gene arhgap29a, whose product is annotated as Rho GTPase activating protein 29a. Bases 266 to 4339 code for a protein of 1357 amino acids. Gene Ontology annotation, molecular function: GTPase activator activity. Gene Ontology annotation, biological process: signal transduction; activation of GTPase activity. NCBI's taxonomy places the organism in Eukaryota, Metazoa, Chordata, Actinopteri, Beloniformes, Belonidae. The transcript has 23 exons. Gene Ontology annotation, cellular component: cytoplasm. The record is from RefSeq and is a predicted model, not a curated record.